This is a messenger RNA of Scedosporium apiospermum, 528 nucleotides long. RefSeq lists its product as uncharacterized. The transcript is spliced from 2 exons. The coding region runs from base 1 to 528 and encodes 175 amino acids. Gene Ontology annotation, cellular component: endomembrane system; membrane. The record is from RefSeq and is a predicted model, not a curated record. NCBI's taxonomy places the organism in Eukaryota, Fungi, Ascomycota, Sordariomycetes, Microascales, Microascaceae.
AUGGAGUACACACAGCAGCGCAUGGUCCAAGAGGCCGCAAAGCACGCGGAAACCUCCACCUCCCUCAUCACACCCCUCAACACCGUCCUCCUCGGCCUUGUCGUCUACGUAGGCUACCAACUCUUCAAAUCCUCCCCGCCCCCAACCCUCCCCAAACAGGAACCCCCGACCGUCUUCCGCACCUUCACGCCCCAAACACUCCUCGAAAACAACGGCCGCGAUGGCAAACCCAUCCUCCUCGGCAUCCGCGGCCGCGUGUUCGACGUCUCGCGCAAGCCGCACUUCUACGGCCCCGGAGGCCCCUACGAGAACUUUGCGGGCAGGGACGCCACGCAGGGGUUGGCCAAGGGGAGCUUCGAUAAGGAGAUGUUGACGGAGGAUUUGACGGCGCCGCUGUAUGAUCCGGAGGCGUUGAAUGCGGAGGAGAGGGAGGCGCUUAUGGGGUGGGAGGAGAGCUUUUCGGGGAAUUAUCCGGUUGUGGGACGGUUGAUUUCUCAGGCCGAGUUUGAUGCUUUGAAGAAGGAGUGA